UUUCCACCCGGACCGUUGCUGCGGUUGCUCCUCGCCGGCUGAGGGGGAUUUGAGGAGUGGGGCAGGGGAGGGAGCCUGCUAAGAUGUACGCCGUGUACAAACAGGCCCACCCUCCCACGGGGCUGGAGUUCUCCAUGUACUGCAACUUCUUCUCCAACGCUGAGCGCAACUUGGUGGUGGCAGGGACCUCUCAGCUGUAUGUUUACAGGCUCAACCAUGAUUCCGAGACUGCAACCAAAAAUGACAGAAUCGCAGAGAGCAAAGGUCACAAGGAGAAACUUGAGCUGGUGGCCGCCUUCUCUUUCUUUGGCAAUGUCAUGUCCAUGGCCAGUGUACAGCUUGCAGGAGCCAAGAGAGACGCCCUCCUACUCAGCUUCAAGGAUGCCAAGCUCGCGGUGGUGGAGUAUGACCCUGGCACCCAUGACCUGAAAACACUUUCCCUUCAUUACUUCGAGGAGCCAGAGCUGAGGGAUGGCUUCGUGCAGAACGUCCACAUCCCCAAAGUGCGGGUGGACCCAGACGGGCGCUGUGCAGUGAUGCUGAUCUAUGGCACGCGACUGGUGGUGCUGCCCUUCCGCAGAGACACGCUGACCGAUGAGCAUGAAGGGGUCAUGGGUGAAGGCCAGAAGUCAAGUUUCCUGCCCAGCUACAUCAUUGACGUGCGGGAGCUGGAUGAGAAGCUGCUCAACAUCAUUGAUAUGCAGUUCCUGUACGGCUACUAUGAGCCCACCCUGCUCAUCCUCUUCGAACCCAACCAGACCUGGCCCGGACGGGUGGCUGUGCGCCAGGACACCUGCAGCAUUGUGGCCAUCUCCUUGAACAUCAUGCAGAAGGUCCAUCCGGUCAUCUGGUCCCUCAGCAACCUGCCCUUUGACUGCACGCAGGCCCUGGCCGUGCCCAAGCCCAUCGGAGGUGUUGUGAUCUUUGCAGUGAACUCCCUGCUGUACCUCAACCAGAGUGUGCCACCUUACGGCGUGUCCCUCAACAGCCUCACCAAUGGCACCACAGUCUUCCCACUAAGAGUCCAAGAGGGAGUGAAAAUGACGCUGGACUGUGCCCAGGCAGCCUUCAUCUCCUAUGACAAGAUGGUGAUAUCGCUGAAAGGAGGGGAGAUCUACGUGCUGACCCUCAUCACCGACGGCAUGCGCAGCGUCCGGUCCUUCCACUUCGACAAGGCGGCAGCCAGUGUCCUCACCACGUGUAUGAUCACCAUGGACCCCGGUUACCUCUUCCUGGGCUCCCGUCUCGGAAACUCCCUCCUUCUGAAAUACACAGAGAAGCUCCAGGAGCCCCCCAUGAGCGUGGCCAAAGACCCCACAGAGAAGGUGGAGGAGCCGCCCAUCAAGAAGAAACGGUUGGAGCAGCCUGCGAACUGGGCAGGGGGGAAAUCAGCUCCGCAGGACGAGGUGGACGAGAUUGAGGUGUACGGCAGCGAAGCCCAGUCUGGGACCCAACUUGCCACCUACUCUUUCGAGGUGUGCGACAGUAUCCUGAACAUCGGUCCCUGUGCCAAUGCCGCCAUGGGCGAGCCUGCCUUCCUCUCUGAGGAGUUCCAGAAUAGCCCUGAGCCUGACCUGGAGAUUGUGGUGUGCUCAGGCUACGGCAAGAACGGGGCCCUCUCGGUUCUGCAGAAAAGCAUCCGCCCUCAGGUGGUGACCACCUUUGAACUGCCCGGCUGCUAUGACAUGUGGACGGUGAUCUCGCCCCAGAAGAAUGAAGAGGUCACGCAGGAGGAAGACGCUCAGGGGGAAAGUGCAGAGAAGGAGCCGGCCCCUCCGGAGCCUGCCGACGACGGGAAGCGGCACGGGUUCCUCAUACUGAGCCGCGAGGACUCCACCAUGAUCCUGCAGACGGGCCAGGAAAUCAUGGAGCUGGACACGAGCGGCUUUGCCACCCAGGGCCCCACGGUGUACUCCGGCAACAUUGGCGAGAACCGCUACAUCGUGCAGGUGUCUCCCCUGGGCAUCCGCCUGCUGGAAGGAGUGAACCAGCUGCACUUCAUCCCGGUGGAUCUCGGCUCGCCGAUCGUGCACUGCGCCGUGGCCGACCCCUUCGUGGUGAUUAUGAGCUCUGAGGGGCAGGUCACGACGUUCGUGCUGAAGAGUGACACCUACGGGGGCCGGACGCACCGCCUCACUUUGCAGAAGCCGCAGCUGCACCAUCAAUCGAAGGUGAUCGCCCUGUGUGUGUACCGGGACGUCAGCGGGAUGUUCACCACCGAGAGCCAUUCGUCCAGCUCCCGGGAUGAGCUUUCCGUGAGGAGCCAGUCGGAAACGGAAGCUCCCAUCCAGGACAUCAGCAACACAGUAGAUGACGAAGAAGAAAUGCUGUAUGGGGACUCGGGCGCUCUGUUUAGCCCCAGCAAGGAGGAGCCGCGGCGCUCCAGCCUGCCCUCGGCCGACAGGGACCCCCACCUGUACAAGGCGGAGCCCACGCACUGGUGUGUGCUGGUCCGGGAGAACGGCGCCAUGGAGAUCUACCAGCUGCCCGAGUGGCGCCUGGUGUUCCUGGUGAAGAACUUCCCCAUGGGGCAGCGGGUGCUGGUGGACAGCUCCUUCGGCCAGCCGGCCAGCCAGAGCGAGGCCAAGAAGGAGGAGGUGAUGCGGCAGACCGAGAUGCCGCUGGUCAAGGAGGUGCUGCUGGUGGCCCUGGGGAACCGGCAAAGCCGGCCGUACCUGCUGGUCCACGUGGAUCAAGAGCUGCUCAUCUAUGAGGCCUUUAACCACGACUCCCAGCUGGGCCAGACCAACCUCAAAGUGCGGUUCAAGAAGGUUCCUCACAACAUUAACUUCCGGGAGAAGAAGCCCCGGCCGUCCAAGAAGAAGCCGGAGAGUGUGAGCGGAGAGGAAUCGGUCGCUCCCCGGGGGCGGGUUGCGCGUUUCCGCUUCUUCGAGGACAUCUAUGGCUACUCAGGGGUGUUCAUCUGCGGCCCCUCCCCACACUGGCUGCUGGUGACGUCUCGGGGGGCCCUGCGCUUGCACCCCAUGACCAUCGACGGCCCCAUUGAGUCCUUCGCCCCCUUCCACAACGUCAACUGCCCCAAGGGCUUCCUGUACUUCAACCGGCAGGGGGAGCUGAGGAUCAGCGUCUUGCCCGCUUACCUUUCGUACGAUGCGCCGUGGCCGGUCCGGAAGAUCCCACUGCGCUGCACUGCUCACUAUGUGGCGUACCACGUGGAAUCCAAGGUCUAUGCCGUGGCCACCAGCAUCAACAACUGUUGCACCCGGAUCCCUCGCAUGACGGGAGAGGAGAAGGAAUUUGAGACUAUUGAGCGAGAUGAACGUUACAUGCAGCCCCUGCAAGAGGCCUUUUCCAUUCAGCUGAUCUCUCCGGUCAGCUGGGAGACGAUCCCAAACACCAGGAUUGACCUGGAGGAGUGGGAACACGUGACCUGCAUGAAGACGGUGGCUCUGAAGAGUGAGGAGACGGUCUCAGGCCUGAAGGGCUACAUCGCCGUGGGGACGUGCCUCAUGCAGGGCGAGGAGGUGACCUGCCGGGGCCGGAUCUUGAUCACGGACAUCAUCGAAGUGGUUCCAGAGCCCGGGCAGCCCCUCACCAAGAACAAAUUCAAGGUGCUGUACGAGAAGGAGCAGAAGGGGCCCGUCACCGCCCUCUGCCACUGCAACGGCUACCUGGUGUCAGCCAUCGGCCAGAAGAUCUUUUUGUGGAGCUUAAAGGACAAUGACCUGACAGGCAUGGCCUUCAUCGACACGCAGCUCUACAUCCACCAGAUGAUCAGCGUCAAGAACUUCAUCCUGGCGGCCGACGUCAUGAAGAGCAUCUCACUGCUCCGCUACCAGGAGGAGAGCAAGACGCUGUCCCUCGUCAGCCGGGACGCCAAGCCUCUGGAAGUUUACAGCGUGGACUUCAUGGUGGACAGCGCCCAGCUGGGAUUCCUGGUGUCUGACAGGGACCGGAAUCUCCUGGUCUACAUGUACCUGCCGGAAGCCAAGGAAAGCUUUGGCGGGAUGCGCCUCCUGCGCCGAGCCGAUUUCCACGUGGGGGCCCACGUCAACGCCUUCUGGAGGACCCCCUGCCGGGGAGCCAUGGAAGGGCCCACCAAGAAAUCCAUCGCCUGGGAGAACAAGCACAUCACCUGGUUUGCCACUCUGGACGGCGGGAUGGGGCUGCUGCUGCCCAUGCAAGAGAAGACGUACCGGCGCCUGCUGAUGCUGCAGAACGCCCUGACCACAAUGCUGCCCCACCACGCCGGCCUCAACCCUCGUGCCUUCAGGAUGCUGCACAUGGACCGACGCAUCUUGCAGAACGCCGUGCGCAACAUCUUGGACGGGGAGCUGCUGAACCGCUACCUGUACCUGAGCACCAUGGAGCGCAGUGAGCUGGCCAAGAAGAUUGGCACCACGCCCGACAUCAUCCUGGAAGAUUUGUUGGAGAUUGAUCGAGUCACAGCUCAUUUCUAGGGACUUCUCCUCCGUGGGUGUGUGGGUGUGUUGUGGGCAGCAAUUCAGUGUCUCUCUCAACUCCCCAAGGUGUAAAGUAUUUCCGGCUGGGCUGUUUGCCUCCUUGUUUAUUGUUGUAUGGUGUGUGUGGUUGUUUUUUUUAAAAAAAGCAAACUGUAAAGGAUUUGUUUAAAAAAAUGACAAACUCACAA
Messenger RNA from Elgaria multicarinata webbii, 4612 nucleotides. RefSeq names its product cleavage and polyadenylation specific factor 1 (gene CPSF1). Gene Ontology annotation, cellular component: nucleus; mRNA cleavage and polyadenylation specificity factor complex. The transcript has 38 exons. Gene Ontology annotation, molecular function: protein binding; nucleic acid binding. Bases 84 to 4421 code for a protein of 1445 amino acids. Lineage: Eukaryota; Metazoa; Chordata; Lepidosauria; Squamata; Anguidae. The record is from RefSeq and is a predicted model, not a curated record.